This is a messenger RNA of Hydractinia symbiolongicarpus, 2303 nucleotides long. RefSeq names its product probable ATP-dependent RNA helicase DDX41. Lineage: Eukaryota; Metazoa; Cnidaria; Hydrozoa; Anthoathecata; Hydractiniidae. Gene Ontology annotation, molecular function: RNA helicase activity; ATP binding; zinc ion binding. Gene Ontology annotation, cellular component: spliceosomal complex. Gene Ontology annotation, biological process: mRNA splicing, via spliceosome. The transcript has 2 exons. Bases 442 to 2250 code for a protein of 602 amino acids. The record is from RefSeq and is a predicted model, not a curated record.
AGUUUUACGUUGAUAUCAGUGAUAUUUCGUGUUCUAUCAAGAGGUUGGUCAAUACUAAAUGUUAAGGUUCGUUUCCAUUUGGCUGCAUGGAUGACGAGUUUUUUUGUUAGCAUGUGGACACUUUGACAAAGUUAGAGAUUUUGAAUAAACGCGCACGCCUAGCAAAAAAAAUUAGUUGAACGGAAACAUGCCUUAAAUCUAAUGAUUCUUUCAUGUUUCAUCUCAAUUAUUGUUUUGAGAAAAUAAAUUUCCGCGAAUUCUAUUAACUUAAGCAAUUCAAACGAUUCGCGAUUUUUUUGAAAACGAAAAGUAUUUAUAAAUCUACAUUGAAUCUGUUGAGCAGCAUGUACGAAGUGUUUUGUAAAAAGUGAUUUCGUAGUUCUAUCUCUGUCACUAACCAGCUGUUUUUAUUCAAUAGUCACAUAAAAAAAAUAUUUCAACAUGAAAAGAUACAGAAAAGAAGAGAAAGAAUCAGAUAUCGAAGACGAACUUGAGGAUUAUGUUCCUUAUGUGCCUGUGAAAGAACGCAAAAAACAGAUGCUAAUCAAACAUAAAAAGUUGGUAACGAAAGAAGAAAACAGCGAAAAAGAAGAAAAUAUUGAAGGGGAAAAACCGACGGAAGCCGAUCGACAAACUAUGAGUUUGCUUGAUCAACAUCACGAGUUAAAAGAACGCGCUGAUGAAGUAAAAGAAACUGAACUUGAAAAACAACUGAAGGAAGAGGAGAAAAUUCUUGAAAGUAUUGCAGAAAAGAAGGCUCUCAUGGCGCAUACUGAGUUAGCAAAAGGUAUUACGUAUAAAGAUCCUAUUAAAACAUCAUGGCUUCCUCCCAGGUAUGUAUUAAAAUACCCGGAAGAGAAGCAUAUAAAAACGCGGAAAAAAUACUGUAUUUUAGCAGAGGGUGAGAACGUGCCUCCACCUCUGAAAACAUUUAAAGAUAUGAAAUUUCCUCGAUGUAUUAUACAAUGUUUAAAAAAAAAAGGAAUUACCACACCCUCGCCUAUUCAAAUGCAGGGUAUCCCCGCUGUGCUAUCAGGACGUGACAUCAUUGGUAUAGCUUUCACUGGAUCUGGUAAAACACUUGUUUUUACCUUACCUUUGGUCAUGUUUUGUGUCGAGCAAGAGAAAGGAUUACCUUUCAGGCGUGGAGAGGGACCUUAUGGGUUGUUAGUCUCUCCUUCUCGGGAGCUGGCAAAGCAAACAUUCGAUGUUAUUUCGGAAUUGUCCGAAUCGUUGGUAUUGGACGGCAUGCCACCUCUAAAAACGUUGCUUUGCAUCGGUGGUACUUCAGUAAAAGAUCAAGCGGAAAGCAUUAAGCAUGGAGUACAUAUCGUUGUAGCGACACCAGGAAGAUUAAUGGACUUGUUAAACAAGAAAAUCAUGAAUUUAGACGUUUGCAGAUAUUUAUGUCUCGAUGAGGCUGAUCGAAUGAUUGACAUGGGUUUUGAAGACGAUGUUCGAACGAUAUUUUCUUAUUUUAAAGGACAGCGCCAAACACUUCUGUUUAGCGCCACUAUGCCGAAGAAAAUACAGAACUUUGCUCGCAGUGCUCUUGUUCAACCAGUUACAGUGAACGUUGGUCGAGCUGGUGCAGCGAGUCUAGAUAUUAUACAGGAAGUUGAAUACGUGAAGAAUGAGGAGAAGGUUGUGUUCCUGUUGGAGUGCCUACAAAAGACGCCACCACCUGUUUUAAUUUUCGCCGAGAAGAAAGCUGACGUUGACGACAUUCACGAGUAUUUACUUCUAAAAGGCGUCGAAGCAGUCGCGAUACAUGGCGAUAAAGAUCAAGAAGAGCGUCAUCGUGCUGUACAACAAUUCCGUCAGAGUCAGAAAGACGUACUGGUAGCGACGGAUGUCGCUUCAAAAGGACUUGAUUUUGCAGGCGUAAAACACGUUAUAAAUUACGACAUGCCAGAAGAUAUUGAAAAUUACGUACAUCGUAUCGGUAGAACCGGUCGGUCGGGUAAAACUGGUGUCGCUACGACGUUUAUAAAUAAAAACUGCGAUGAGUCAGUAUUGUUAGACUUAAAGCAUCUUUUAAUGGAAGCGAAACAGAAAGUGCCGCCUGUUCUUGCCGCCAUUCAAUCAGAAACGCCAUAUCUGACGAUGGGAGAUCAACAGGGCUGCUCAUACUGUGGUGGAUUGGGACAUAGAAUCACAGAAUGUCCGAAACUAGAAGCUAUGCAAACAAAACAAGCUGUGAACAUCGGAAAGAAUGAUUAUUUAGCAAGUAAUUCUGCCGACUGGUGAAUUAUGUUUGUAUUUCUUACUAAAAUAAGCGAUGAAAAAAUAAUUUAUAUCAA